CUCAAUUGCAAAACGUUUUACCCGGACCCUUCAAAUCACCCCGCGGAACCUUCUUUCCCCACUACGACUGUUCUUGACAGCAGGGCGAAACACGGAGCUGACGUACCGACACAUCUCCCUCCCACCCCACCUGUGUCCCCUCGCUCUAGGUGUUGAUUAAACAAUACAAAUCCCCCAAAGGCACCACAAGAGCAACAUCGCUCCUUUCUCUACUCUACGAACUCAUAGCACCACGUUCACAUAUCCUACCACAACAACUCAAACACACAGCAACGACAACGACGACAAGUCAUCACAACUUCCACACAAUGGCCGAUUCGCAGGAGUUCAAGUACCACGUCGCCAUGAGCUGCGGCGGGUGCUCUGGCGCCGUGACGCGGGUGCUGACCAAGGCGAGAGAAAACGGCGACGUCGACGACUUCAACGUCAACCUCAAGGGCCAAUACGCAACCUUCAAGACGCAACCCGACAAGGAGGACGCCAUCUUCCAGAAGAUCAGCAAGACGGGCAAGGCGACGCACAAGUGGGACACGUGGGCGGCCGAGAACCCCGAAGACGCGGCCAAGGCGGAGAAAGAGGCUGCUGAGGAGGCGGCGAAGCAGGAGUAGACUGGGAGAAAGCAAGAGGGAAAUGAAAAUAAUUGUGCACACACGAGGAAAGGGGGAUCCCAGAGGGUGAGUGUCGAGGCUCUGUAUGCCCCGCCGCCUAAGAGGAGGAUGAGGAUCGAUCGUCGAGGAGGAGGAGGAGUCUGGGACUAUCCACCCAGACUACCCGGGCACAAACCGGCCCCGUCCAACAUUUGAAGAGGUAGAAGUGGUGAUCUUUACCUGAAUACCAACAAGCAUAUUGUCCUUCCUAACAC
Cryphonectria parasitica EP155 is the source of this 862-nucleotide messenger RNA. RefSeq lists its product as uncharacterized. Lineage: Eukaryota; Fungi; Ascomycota; Sordariomycetes; Diaporthales; Cryphonectriaceae. Gene Ontology annotation, biological process: copper ion transport. Bases 309 to 608 code for a protein of 99 amino acids. The record is from RefSeq and is a predicted model, not a curated record. The transcript has 2 exons. Gene Ontology annotation, molecular function: metal ion binding; copper chaperone activity. Gene Ontology annotation, cellular component: cytosol.